UUUUGUAUUUUUGUUUGUUUCUGUCAUUAUCUUGUAUUUUUGUUUAUAGGUAAAUGGCUACUCACAAGAGUAAUAAGAGGUUGCGAAGGACUGCGGUUAAUACAACUAUGAAUGAAACAAGUGGUAGAAGUGUAGUGCAACCAAACAAUUUAGAGUCAAAUAACUCAAGAAUUAGGGAUGAGAUUCAGCAGCAUCAAAGUGUUUCUUCUGCCCAAAAUCAAGGAAAUAUUGAAGGGUCUACAUCUCAUGAUCAACCUGAAGAACAUCGAGUUUAUGAUUAUAUUGUGCAAGAUUCCAAUGGAAAUAGAAAGCGUGGAAAAACUGUGUUAGCAGAUAUAUGGAAUCUACCUAUAGGCCAUCAAAUUGUUGUUGAUGUCAAUAAGGAGAUGCAACCUGUAGGAGAAGAAGGGGGGGUACUUGGUGCUUUUUUAGGGACAAUUGCAAAAAAUGGGGAUCUUUGCUCUCUAAGCUAUACAAGAUGGGAUCAUCUGAAAAAAGGCUGCAAUAAGAACAAUGAAAAGAUGAUAUUGAAGGAAGUCGAGAUUAAACAUUAA
Messenger RNA from Beta vulgaris subsp. vulgaris (sugar beet), 554 nucleotides. RefSeq lists its product as uncharacterized. The transcript has 3 exons. NCBI's taxonomy places the organism in Eukaryota, Viridiplantae, Streptophyta, Magnoliopsida, Caryophyllales, Amaranthaceae. The record is from RefSeq and is a predicted model, not a curated record. Bases 54 to 554 code for a protein of 166 amino acids.